AUGACUCAGUCCACUCCGUCCUUCGACAAAGUCUUCGCUGGAACCCUCUGUGAUCUACAAGUCCCCAAAAGCAUCAAAUUCUCACCCAACGGCGAAAAGAUAGUGUACUCAACUUCUCUGUCAGGCGGUCAACGAAAGGGCAAGAACCAUGUAUCGACAUUAUGGCUCGCGACGAACGAAGCCGAUUCCUCUCGGAAAUUGACAUCGGGGAAAUACAACGACAGCAACCCAACCUGGCACCCACAAGAUAAUACUCGUAUCGCCUUCUUAUCUGAUAGGGCUAAGCCAGGCGAAAGUUCUGCUAUUUGGCUGCUUUCUCUAGAGGGAGGCGAUCCACUUCCUCUGACAAAGGAAGAUAACGAGCAGGAUAUCGACUCAUAUACUUUUUCUCCUGAUGGAAAGACAAUUGCGUAUGUUUCGCCUGAUGAAAAAGAGAAAGGCGAGGACAAUGACGAAGAUGAAAAGCCCGAGGUCUGGGGCGAAAAGUGGAACUAUGCUAAACUUAGGCUUUUGGACGUAGAGACCCUUGAGACUAGGGUCCUCGUUGGUGAAGUGCACAUUGGAGAGAUCGCUUGGAGCCCUGAUGGGCAAUUUUUGGUCUUCUUCAGUACUCAGAACCCCCAUAUCGAAGAGGCGAUGUUGACGGGCACUUCGAUUUCAACCGUUGAUGUGGGAACCGGCGAGGUCAUGCAUCUCUGUACGGUCAUGAACGAGCCUUAUAAUUUAAUUUGGGCGCCCGAUGGCAAGAUCUACUUUAUCACAGGCACACCGUCAGAUAAAGACUCUGGAGGAAGAGCAGUAUAUUCAAUCGACCCAGCGGCCUCAACUACUAAGUUCACUCGCGUUGCAUACGGCCUCAGAGAUGAUGCCGACGAUAUGCGGAUCGCGAAUGAUAAGAUAUACGUAAACCGCCAACGUAAAGACAAGAGUCUCAUCAGCAGUAUAGAUGGUUACGAGUUUUUCACUGAGACCGAGAUUUGGGCUUGGGAUAUCCAAAUAGACCCAAAGGGCAUCCCAAGACUAGCGGCUACUCUUUCGGACGUUAACACUCCUUACGAAGUCUUCAUCAUCGGAGAUCAUGACUCAAGUCGGGUCAAAGUCUCCAAUCACGGCGAAGCACUUAAGGAUCACUCCUUUGGCUCUUUCAACCAAUUUACUUGUCAAUCUUCCGAUGGGGAAGUCGAAUUAGAUGGACUGUACCUUACCCCGACAGGAGCAGGGUCUACCGACAGCUCAGAAGGGCCAAGGAAACCAAACCAACCUCUUCCAACGAUCGUCUUGAUCCAUGGUGGCCCAAGGGAUCGCGACUGCAAUAGCUUCGAUACCACGUGCUUCAAUUGGGCGCCUUACCUUCUUUCGAAGGGCUAUGGCGUUCUUCUUCCUCAAUACCGAGGCGGAUCAGGUAGGGGUAAGCACUUCGCCAUGUACAGCAUCGGUGGGCAAGGCAAAUAUGACUAUGAGGAUAUAGUCACUAUCACAGACGCUGCUAUCAAGAAAGGUUUUGCCGACCCGAAAAAACUCAUGGUCGGAGGAUGGAGUCAAGGCGGUCUCCUAACAUACCUCUGCAGCGUGCGCAACGGUGACCACGAUCUAGGAUGGCGCUUCAAAGCCGCAAUCGCAGGCGCUGGAGUUGUCGAUAUAGAAAGUCUUGCAAUAACAGCCGAUCUCGGCUCGACCUAUGAGGUUGAACUCGCAGGGGGUCAUACGAUCUGGACACUGCCACAUGACGAUACAAGGAAUCGCCAGGGUAGUGCCAUUUGGGAGGUAUUCGCCGCGGUGGAACGAUCUCGUCGUGAAGGGAAACCUGUUAUUCCGCCUAUGUUGAUUUUGCACGGUGAGAAGGAUGAACGAUGCCCGUUUUCGCAGGCCGAGGGAUUUAGAAGAGCUUUACGACAUUAUGAUCUAAAGUGCGAAUUUGUGAAAUAUCCUGGUGAGGGACACGGGAUUGAGAGGCAGUCUUAUUGGCUUGAUAUGCUUGAGAGAGUCGGGCGAUGGUGCGAUCUGUAUAUUGGAGACUCGGAAACACCAUUGUCCAUCCGAUAA
Messenger RNA from Fusarium coffeatum, 2043 nucleotides. RefSeq lists its product as uncharacterized. Gene Ontology annotation, biological process: proteolysis. The transcript has 2 exons. NCBI's taxonomy places the organism in Eukaryota, Fungi, Ascomycota, Sordariomycetes, Hypocreales, Nectriaceae. The coding region runs from base 1 to 2043 and encodes 680 amino acids. Gene Ontology annotation, molecular function: serine-type endopeptidase activity. The record is from RefSeq and is a predicted model, not a curated record.